GCUAAUUGAAAUUACUUAUAUAUCACUUUGUCAUGUUCUCUCGGGUGUCAUUUAUUUCUCUGAAAUUCAUUAAGCGAACAAGUAUAAUCUUAAAUUGUUUAAACUUUUUAAAUGAGAUGAAAGUUUUUAAUUUGUUAAAAUUUGGUUGAAAAUUAUUGAAUGUUGAAGUGUUUCAUCUUUAUCAAUAAACGCUUAUUAGAUUACUCUGGGAAAGCGCAAGCGCAAACUAUUCGAGCGCGUAUUUCAAAACGGUUUAAAUCCACUGCAGUAGAUAUGGAAAAAGAAAUUAAGAGCUGUCAUCGUGGAGCACUAAUAGUCUUUGAAGGUGUAGACAGGAGUGGUAAAACUACCCAGUGCAAUCUGCUCCAGAAAAAUCUAAAUGCUGAUGGUGGAGAUGUACAACUACUGAAGUUUCCAGACAGAACAACAGUAAUAGGUCAGAUGAUAAACGACUACCUUGCAUGUAAGAAAGAAGUUGAAGAUCAUUCCAUCCAUUUACUUUUCUCUGCCAAUAGAUGGGAGAGUGUGCCUACGAUGCUGGAGUUGUUGAACAAAGGCACCACACUUAUCAUUGAUAGAUAUGCCUUCUCGGGCGUUGCUUUCACUGCAGCUAAGCCUGGUUUUAAGAUAGAUUGGUGUAAACAGCCAGACAUAGGUCUGCCACGCCCAGAUGCUGUUCUUUACUUGACCUUGAGUAGCGAGGUAGCGGCCAAACGAGGAGGAUUUGGUAUAGAAAGAUACGAACAAACCGACUUUCAAAAAAAAGUAGCAAGCAAUUUUGAACUGUUAAAAGAUGAAAGCUGGCAGUUGAUAGAUGCUGACAAAUCAGUUGACGAUCUACACAAAGAGUUGAAGAAUAUUUGUAACAAGACGAUCGAAGAUGUUCAAAACAAGCCAAUAUUAAAACUUUGGACGGAGGGAGAAAUCGAGUGCAAAACGAAAUCUUGAGUUUUUGGUAUAAAUUAUAGUAGAAGAAUUCCAAAGCAUGUGUUAAAUUAAUAUAUAUAUAAUUGCAUUGCCUAACACUUACAGUUAUUGUUUGAAUUAUUGGAAUUAUUUGUGAUCAGCUUUGAAUUGAGAUAUGGUUUCAGUCUUUCAAAGCAUGUGUUACUGUUUAUAUGCAAACUGUGAUGAAAUUCAUCAUUUCAGAUUUUGAAAGAUCAUAGAUAUUUAUUUCAUUUUUGCACGGUUAAGAAAAUUUUAAGACUGCAUUCUAGAACUGAGGUCCAAAGGCCGAAAAACAUAAACUUUGAAAAUCUUAGAAAUUAAGAAAUAUCAAGUGAGGCACUUUAACUGGAAACUCUGCAACAUAUUACACAGAGAUAGGCUCAGAAUUGAAUUGAAAUUUGAUUUUGUGAUGCUUAGACGG
This is a messenger RNA of Ruditapes philippinarum (Manila clam), 1369 nucleotides long. RefSeq names its product thymidylate kinase-like. Gene Ontology annotation, molecular function: dTMP kinase activity; ATP binding. The record is from RefSeq and is a predicted model, not a curated record. Gene Ontology annotation, biological process: dUDP biosynthetic process; dTDP biosynthetic process; dTTP biosynthetic process. NCBI's taxonomy places the organism in Eukaryota, Metazoa, Mollusca, Bivalvia, Venerida, Veneridae. Bases 160 to 948 code for a protein of 262 amino acids. The transcript is spliced from 5 exons. Gene Ontology annotation, cellular component: nucleus; cytoplasm; mitochondrion.